Messenger RNA from Cygnus olor (mute swan), 3143 nucleotides. It is a transcript of the gene CCND3, whose product is annotated as cyclin D3. The transcript is spliced from 6 exons. The record is from RefSeq and is a predicted model, not a curated record. Bases 714 to 1349 code for a protein of 211 amino acids. NCBI's taxonomy places the organism in Eukaryota, Metazoa, Chordata, Aves, Anseriformes, Anatidae. Gene Ontology annotation, molecular function: cyclin-dependent protein serine/threonine kinase regulator activity. Gene Ontology annotation, cellular component: nucleus; cytoplasm; cyclin-dependent protein kinase holoenzyme complex. Gene Ontology annotation, biological process: regulation of cyclin-dependent protein serine/threonine kinase activity; mitotic cell cycle phase transition; positive regulation of G1/S transition of mitotic cell cycle.
GGGGGCGUGAGGUGUAAACAGGGCUGCCCCGCCGCCUGCUGCCGGCCUGCCCCCGGCCGGGCUCCCCGAGCGCCUUGGGGCCGCGCAGCGUCCGCCUGCUGGGGGAAGAGCGGCGCGAACGGGGGCUGUAACAACGGCGUAACGGCGAAGCGAGGGAAGUAACGGCGAAGCGAGGGGAGCGAGGAGGAGGUCGGGUUGCUGGAAGCGAGCCUGCCCGCGGGAGCCAGCGCCUUGGGCGCCGUCCUCCCGGGGGCUGCCGGAGCCGGCGUCUUGGGCGUGAGAGCGGGAGCGGCGUCGCCUCAGGGGCUGGAAACGCGAGCUCUUUGAAACUGUCAGCCUGCACAGCUGAAGGGUUAAAGGCAGGACACGGAGUGGGCCCCAGCACAGCAAGCUCCUUUGAUGGCUGAGGACUGCCAGCACCAUCUCUGCUGUCAAAGCGCUAUUUUAGCUUAGCGCCUCCAAAGCGGUGGUUUGCAGGUUGAGCUCAACGAAGCGUCCACGUGCGCACCCAGACUCAUCUUCCCUGAGCACCUCGCUGGGCCUGCAGGGGCUUGGCCGAGGCAGAUCUGCAGGUGCAAGAAGUGGCAGGAGACGGGGACUGGAAAGUGGCCGGCCCUCGGGGCACCGGGGCAGCUUUCAGCUGUGCAUCCAACCAUCAACCUCUGCAGGUGUGCGAGGAGCAGAAAUGCGAAGAAGAGGUCUUCCCCUUGGCCAUGAACUACGUGGAUCGCUACCUGUCCUCAGUCCCCGUGCGGAAAAAUCACUUGCAGCUCCUGGGGGCGGUCUGCAUGCUGCUGGCUUCCAAGCUGCGAGAAACCAUGCCCCUUACGGUGGAGAAACUCUGCAUUUACACAGACAACUCCAUCACGCCUCAGCAGCUCCUGGACUGGGAGGUUCUAGUCCUGGAGAAGCUAAAGUGGGACCUGGUCUCGGUGAUAGCGAACGAUUUCCUGGCUCACAUCCUCCACCACCUCCCGCUUCCUAAGGACAAGAUGGAGCUGGUGAAGAAACAUGCGCAGACCUUUAUUGCCCUGUGUGCCACAGACUACACUUUCGUCAUGUACCCGCCCUCCAUGAUCGCGACGGGCAGCAUCGGCGCGGCCAUGCACGGCCUGACGCUCUCUGUGAACGACUUCAGCGGCGAGGCCGUCACCGAGCUGCUGGCCAGCAUCACCGGCACGGAGGUGGACUGCCUGAAAGCCUGUCAGGAGCAGAUCGAGGCAGCCUUAGCCGAGAGCCUGAAGCAAGCGUCCCAAAGCCAGCAGGAAUACAGCACCGCCAAGACUGCUGCCUACCCGGCCAGCCAGCCCACCAGCACGCCCACAGACGUCACGGACAUCAACCUGUGACCAGCCUCCCCUUCCCAAGAGCCGCCCAGCCCCGUGACAACAGGACCUGGCCCCGGACACCCAAAUGUCGCUGCAUCCCUCCUCCCCACCCAGAGCACGCCGAGGAUUUGCUCCGCUUGCUGGCUGCACGGCGAGGGCUCCGCGCUCGCCCAUCUCCCCUCCUCAAGCGUCGGAGGGGGGCAGGAGGAAGGCGUUUGGGGGCUCCGACGAUGGCCAUUGGGGCUGGCAGAGCUCACCGCUGCUUGGACUCUGCUCGCUGGCUUCUGCAGGAGGCAGGGGUGAAGUGACCCUCCUCGUGGUGGUGGGGCGCAGGAGUAGCCGGGGAGGGGAGCAGGAUCCAAAACGAAGUUGUAAAACGUUCCCCAGCUCGUGUUUCUCGUAGCCCAGGUGCCGAUGUCUGCUCUCUCCUCGGGUACGUUGACCGUGAUGACUUCCAGCCCCGCGUGGGCCAUCGAUCAUGCACAGCCAGCCUCGUACCUCGGCCUACGUGACCAAAACGUUGGUAGCCCCCCACCUCCUUCCCCAGGCCGGGGCACUGCCGGCCCGCUGGGCUCGUGAGGAACAAGCAUCCAGGAGGAGAGAAGGGUGCUCGUGGAUCCCUGGGUCCUGAUCGCUUCGUGCUGGGUUAGUUGUGGCUCCUGGGGGGCUGGCGUGGCUGCUUCUGCUUGGAGAUGUGUGUGUGGCUUGAUUCUUGUCGCCAUUAGAUUUGGGAUUUGCGGGUUUUUGGCUUGCUUUGGGGAAGUGCUCCUUUUCCGCGUGGACAGCAGAAGUCCUCGUCCCCAGGGAGCAACCUCUUGGGCGAGGUUUGGGUGCAACGUGCAGAGCGGGGGCGGCGCUGCCCAAACGCAGACCUUCGCAAAUCACCUUGGCUUUCUGCUGCCCCACUGAGGCUGCUUAAUUUAUUGUUAACUGCUCAAAAAAGGGGAGGGAAUAAGACCUGCUGUCCCUUGCUGUGGGGCCUGGGUGCUGGUCUCCUCUCCUUCCUAAAGUGCCUUUAUCCCUUUGUCCCCUUCCUUAGCUCCCUGAGCACUGGGAGACUCUCUCACUUUGGAAGCUGGGUGGUUUUUAGGAAGCUCAGACAUCAGACUAGAUUUUAAGAAAUCCAUAUGAAUGUGCUGCUAUAGUCUGAAAUGCAUCGUCACUCCUCCAAGGCAGGGAUCUCGGGUGAUGUUCAGGAGGGGGCUGUUUUCAAUAAAUAUAUUCACGGGGGUCCGCGUUGUAUCCUCACAGGGUGGAAUAUUCGCUGCGCACUUGAUUUGAGAAGUGAUUGCAUUUUUGUUUUGUUGUUGUCGUUGAUCCUGUCUGUUAGUUUUUAUAUAAAAAAAGUGUUUUUAAAAAAAAAAAUAAUGCUGCUUUUCUAAGAGAACUAUUACAUUGUAGAAUUGUAUUAACUAGGAGAAGCCAGAGAGACUCUGCAGGGAUGGGAGGCAGAAUGCUGCUGCUUGGUGACCGCCGGCCACGUGGAUCUGUGGCUGUUGUCCUCCUGGGGGGGAUGUGGGGAAGGAUGUGGAAAUCUUCCGUUUAUGGUGCCGCUAGAAACAAAAGUCUUAUCAGGUGGAAAAAGAUGGGGCUGCUGUUCUUCCCCCAGCCCGAGUUGUUGAGAGGAGCCAUCUGCCACUGACUCCUGCUAGCAGGACGGGCGGGGGGCGUGCAGGGCCUGUCUGUACAAGAAAUUUUUUUUAUAUAUAAAUGAGUUUUUAAUUUAAGAGUAAACCGGUUUGGUGUUCACACGCGAGAGUCCCGCUGCUGGGAAAAUCAGAGGAUCCUAUGAUGUUACAAUAAAGUAUUUUAAAC